Messenger RNA from Hypanus sabinus (Atlantic stingray), 1560 nucleotides. RefSeq names its product cholinergic receptor, nicotinic, epsilon (gene chrne). Gene Ontology annotation, cellular component: neuron projection; synapse; postsynaptic membrane. Gene Ontology annotation, biological process: chemical synaptic transmission; nervous system process; signal transduction. NCBI's taxonomy places the organism in Eukaryota, Metazoa, Chordata, Chondrichthyes, Myliobatiformes, Dasyatidae. The record is from RefSeq and is a predicted model, not a curated record. The transcript has 12 exons. Gene Ontology annotation, molecular function: acetylcholine-gated monoatomic cation-selective channel activity; transmembrane signaling receptor activity. The coding region runs from base 1 to 1560 and encodes 519 amino acids.
AUGUGGGACGAGCACAUUGUGGCUGAGGAGGAACUGUUUAAACGGCUGUCUGUAGCCAAUCUUACAGUGAACCUCGCCAAAACUAGAUCGAGUAUCGAAGAAAGGCUUAUUCAUGACCUGUUAGACAACUAUGAUAAGAGGAUCCGACCAGCAAAGACCGAUGGAGAUAUCAUUGAUGUGACGUUGAAACUCACACUAACCAACCUCAUUUCAUUGAAUGAAAAGGAGGAAGUACUUACUACAAAUGUCUGGAUUGAAAUACAAUGGAGCGAUUAUCGCAUGUCCUGGAACAAAUCCGAAUAUGAUGGAAUAGACUUGAUGAGAGUCCCUUCCACCUUGGUCUGGCUUCCUGAUAUCGUCCUUGAGAACAACGUUGAUGGUCAGUUUGAAGUGGCUUACUAUUCCAAUGUUCUCGUCUACGAUACUGGUGAUAUAUACUGGCUGCCGCCUGCAAUAUAUCGAAGCAACUGUCCUAUUGCUGUGACAUACUUCCCUUUCGAUUGGCAAAACUGUUCCCUUGUCUUCAGGUCUCAAUCAUACAAUGCCCAUGAAGUCAGGUUGUCGCUAACAAUGGAAGAAGGGAAGUUGAUUGAGUGGAUCCACAUUGAUCCUGAAGACUUCACAGAGAAUGGAGAAUGGACAAUAAGGCACAAGCCUGCAAAGAAGAACAUCAACUGGCAGUUCACCAAGGAUGAUAUCGAGUACCAGGAGAUUAUUUUCUUCCUAAUCAUUCAGAGGAAGCCACUGUUCUACGUCAUCAACAUCAUUGCUCCCUGCGUCCUCAUUUCCUCACUGGUGGUCCUUGUCUACUUCUUGCCAGCACAAGCUGGAGGUCAAAAAUGUACUCUCUCCAUAUCUGUUCUUCUGGCACAAACUAUCUUCCUGUUUUUGAUUGCACAGAAAGUUCCAGAAACAUCACUACAUGUUCCACUCAUUACAAAAUAUUUAAUAUUUGUGAUGAUUGUAUCGAUGCUGAUCGUAAUGAACUGCGUUAUUGUCUUAAAUGUCUCCCUGAGGACACCCAAUACCCACAGCUUGUCUGAGAAGAUCAAACACGUGUUCCUGGAGUUCCUGCCCCGGUAUCUAGGCAUGCAUUUAGAGUCUUCCGAGGAUUCUUGGGACAAGCCUCAGCCGAGACGCAGGAGUUCUUUUGGGAUUAUGAUCAAAGCAGAGGAAUAUAUUCUCAAAAAGCCAAGGAGUGAGCUGAUGUUUGACAGACAAAGAGACAGACACGGUCUGAAAAGAAUCAACAAUAUGGCAGCAGAUAUUGACGUUGGAACGACAGUUGAGCUUUACAGAAAUCUGUCUCACUUUGCCCCGGAGAUAAAGUCCUGUGUCGACGCCUGCAACUUUAUUGCGGAAAGCACCAAAGAAAAGAAUGACUUUGGCGCUGAAAACGAAAACUGGAUUCUGAUUGGGAAAGUCAUCGACAAGACUUGCUUCUGGAUUGCUCUGCUCCUCUUUACCAUUGGCACUCUGGCAAUUUUCCUCACAGGCCACUUCAACCGAGCACCAGAAUAUCCCUUCGCCGGAGAGUACAAAAAAUAUGAACCUGAAUAG